GGUUAAUGUAAGAAUGCAAGGAACAUGGCGGAUAGUCGAAAGAAAGGUGUAUCGUUUUCUUUUUCCAAGAAGGUUUCUACAAAAAACAAGUCCGAAAAAAAUGCCUUAAAUUCAGAUGAUGCUAAGGCUAAAAAGGAAGAAACUGAUUACAUUAAUGCUGCUGAGGGGAAAGAACUGAAAAGUAUCAAACCUGAGGAGAAACCAAAAGAGAAAGUUAUUCCUUGCAAAACCAAAAAUCGAUGGAUUCUUCCAGAAGAUGCCAAGUUUGUGGACAGUUUGGAUAGACAGGCUGCUGAGGAACUUUUAAAAGCUGUUUCUGGAGAUGAUACUGAAGGUAAUGAAAAUGAAAAUGUAAGCAUUCCACUGUUGAUGAGAAAUCCUUUACCUGACGUUGAGGGAUAUGAAAAGAAUGAGAAACUGGACAUUGCAUUACGGCCUGAACAAAGCUCAAUGCGAGACUAUGAGGAUAUGCCUGUGUCUUCAUUUGGAGCAGCCAUGCUACGUGGAAUGGGGUGGAAUAAGGGGGAAGCUAUUGGAGGCACAAACAAAGGGUUUACAGAACCUAUAGAAUAUAUUCCAAGAUCUAAGGGUUUAGGGCUGGGGGCUGAAAGAAGAGUCAUGGAUGACAUGAUACUUGGGAAGAAGCGGAAACCAGGAGACUCAAUCACAGAAAAGAGUUCUGGUGCUAUUAAAGAAAAGGAUGGUCGUGUCAGACACUUUAAAGGAGUAGGAGAGGCACUCCCUCAGGAAUCAUCUUUAGAUUACAGACCUGGUGUAGGAGUUAUAAUAGAGAAAGGUCCUCAUCAAGAUAUGUGUGGAAAGAUUGUGGCUGUAGAUGUUGAUACCUCAAGAAUUACAAUCCAAUUUCAUUUAAGUGAAGAGAAUAUCACAUUACACCAGUGUAAUGCUAGACUAUUAGAUGAUAUUGAAUAUAGGGCCCUAUCAAGACAAGACAAACUAAAACAAAAUGGACACAAAAUAAGAAGUAACAAGAGAACAAGAAAUGAUGAACAGGAAAGUCAAAAGUGCAAAGAUAGCAAAUAUUCCAAGAAGAGCAAAGAAGGUAAAAGUAAUUCCAGUUCACAAAAGGGAAGCAACACUCAAACCAAAUGUUGGCUGUAUCCACAAAUAAAAGUGAGGAUCAUCAGCAAGAAUUACAAGAAGGGCAAAUAUUACAACAAAAAGGUAAAAGUUGUUGAUGUAGUCAGUAGGGACAAAUGUGUUUGCCAGACAGAGGAGGGAAGACUUAUUGAAGAUGUACCACAAUCAGCAUUGGAGACAGUUGUGCCUAAGACUCUUGAUUCUCAUGUCCGAGUUGUUGGAGGUGAUUCCAAGGGACAGCUUGCAUUGUUACUGGAGCGGAAUACAACAAAGUACAGCGCUGUCAUUCAACUUUUGAUGGACAAGUCAAUUAUUACAGCGGAUUACGAUGACAUUUGUGAACAUGUUGGUGAUAGUAAUGAGUUUUGAUGUUGAAGGAAUGUCAGAGACAGCCUGCUCGGCAGAGCAUUUGUUUAUUUUACUGUCAGCAGGCGUCAAUCCUGUUGAGCUGGCCUGUCUUGCAGGUUUGCGAGAGCUACAACCAGAAGAUCCCAGAAGACAUGAUUUUCACAAAUUCCCACUGGCCCACUGUAUGCACGAAUGCAAAUGAGAACAUGGAGCGAGAGCAGUACUUUUGACACGACACAACAGUUUAUCAAGUAGGUGCCUUCACUGGCGUGGUUUGCCUGCACCAUCACGUGUCUGUGAUAUACAUCGCCAUGAUGGCUGUUAAGCCAAGGAUGGUAGUGCAGUGAGGAAUAUUGAAUGAUAACGACAGAAGUUAAAAUGAAAAUUAUGAGCAAAACCGUUGGAGAAGAUCAAGUGAUAUAAUAUGACGUUUUAGUCCAAAAAAGUUUACUUGGGUGCAGCUAUUCCAAAGAAUGACUUCGUGAGACUGAGCUUUUAUGACUACUGUCUUAUAUAGGAGGCAAAGCCACAGAUGUCGUAGAGAUGAGUGAAUGAGUGAGUGUAACGAUAGAUUCCGAUCUUGACCAAAUAUUUUAACCUGAUGUUUUGCGGUGCUACUCAUUGUUUGUUCCGGAGAAUCUAUGCAAAACUUACUGUUACUGUUUUCUGCGUAGGGUGUUUUCUUUUUAGUGUUCUCUGGUUGGACUUUAUGAACAAACAAAUAUUUCCCUUCUUCCGUAACAAGCAAGGAAACGCGCUCUCAUCUUGAAUUAAAUUUUAAACAAAAACUUAUCGUAAGGUUUGAGAAAUUGGGGAGUAUCACUUGGGUGAUAUCUUCGGAUAUCUCCCAGUUUUAGCAAAUAUUUGUUAACAUGAUGCGUUUAAACCGGUUGUGUACAAGAAAAAUAUUUGAUGGAUCCUUAUCGAGGAGGUUAUUCCAAGUGAUAUUCCCUAAUUUUCAAGCUCCACGUCCAUUUGAGCAUUUUUUGUAUUUUUAAAAAGAAGGACAUGUUUUUUGUAUUCAUCGUAUUAGACAAGAAUGAAAAGUGAACAUCCCUUGCAGUGAAUGAUUAGCUGUUGGUAAAUUUUGUUCCCCGUAAUUUGCAAUAAUAUUUGAAGGAAAUAUGCUCGUUGUUUCGCACUUUAUGGACAAGAUUACUCAUGUUUGCGGAAAACCUUUGAAACUUCAGGAGUUGGCUGCAUACUCACCACCUAUUCUCAUGCAAAAGUACCACUUGAAACCUGAUAGAUUCAUUUUCUGCUAGGCGCGUCUUAUGGUCGUGAAAGUAGAAUUAUUCUUUCAUGUGAUUUUUCAGUUUCGCUGCAGUCACUAGCUUGAAAAGUGAAGCAAGUGCUUUGGCAGAUCGAAAUUUCUCUACUAAACAAACUCUAUCACUUGAAAAAUAUAACGAAACCUCUUCAAAUGGAUAUUCAACUGUUCGUUUGUUGUUCGGAGUUGAGUAGUGACUCGGACUCUGAAAAAUUCGAGCACUCAACAGCUAACUUCUUUGAAACUUCCAAUUUCUUAGUUUUAAAGUUAACAUUGAAAUAGCCCCCUUAUCAAUCAUAAGACAUUUAGUUUAACCUAUCACUCGUUUCGGAAAUGAAAAAAAUUUGGUUUUUUAACAUUCUGUAGGUGUCAGGUACCUUUUUUUCUUUAUCAUCAGUUUAUUCCGUUCCGUAAAUUUUCCCUCUGAACGUUUUUAAAAGAAAGCGUAAAUAUCGAUAAUCUCCGCUGAAAAAAUGUUAUUCCACAUGAUGAAAAUUAAACUUUAAAAAAAUGUAUUUCCCAUUUUCAAAUUCCCAUUUUAUUUUCCCAUUCAUCAUUCCUUAUCUUCCAUUUCCUAUUUCCCAUUCAUCAUUCCUUAUCGUCCAUUUCCUAUUUCACAUUCAUCAUUCCUUAUCGUCCAUUUCCUAUUUCCCAUUCCCUAUUCCUGUUCUUUGCAACAUCCUGCGAGAUACGAUAUGAGUUAUUCAAUAGAUUGAUGGAACGGUGGAACGAAGGAAUGACGGAAUAUAUUAAGAAGCUGAAUGAAUGAAUGAAUGAAUGUUCUAAAACGCAGAAUGUCGUUUUGUUUGAAACAAAAUCUUCAAAAAAUGGAAUUGCAAUAAAAGAAGAAAAUUAUUUAUGAUUUACAGGAGAAAUUAAAAGAAGCAUACAAUUAGGUGAUCUUUGUUGGAGCCCAGAGGUAGGGGCACCAUUAGGUUUCCAAGCUAGCCCCUUUGAAUUAUUAUUAUCAUUAUUAUUAUUAUACAACUAUUGUUAUCAUCAUCAUUAGUGCUUAUAUUGUUAUUUGUUGCCAUUUAAUUAUUGGUUGAAUGUCAAUUGGUUUAUUCUUGAAUCAACUUCCUCAUAGGAACAGGGUACUCACAACUAUGAAGGAUGCGCAAGGUUUUCUGUUGCACGAGACAAAUAUUCUGCAACACCACCUUUUAGCGUCAUUAUACAACCUCUUGUUCUUUACAAUGCUCUAAAAAUUGUGCUAUAUCAGUAGCCAUCUGUAGUCUUUGACUGUCUAUUUUAUUAAGUUGUGAACUUUUAAUGAAUGACGUUAUAUGUAAA
This is a messenger RNA of Pocillopora damicornis (cauliflower coral), 4012 nucleotides long. RefSeq names its product G-patch domain and KOW motifs-containing protein. Lineage: Eukaryota; Metazoa; Cnidaria; Anthozoa; Scleractinia; Pocilloporidae. Gene Ontology annotation, biological process: mRNA splicing, via spliceosome. The record is from RefSeq and is a predicted model, not a curated record. Gene Ontology annotation, molecular function: nucleic acid binding. Gene Ontology annotation, cellular component: spliceosomal complex.